GGAUGACCACCACCUUUGAGGAGGCCGAUGGCCCGUAUUUGGGCAUUCCUGCUGAGGCCGAUGGUAAUUUUUCUUCGGCUUUCUGUCUUUACGUUUUGUCCUUUGCCUUACUAAUCUGUUUGUUUUUUCUUUGUAGACUUUGUCAUGGACCGACGCUCCAUAAUGGCCGUUGCCAAGGCCAAGGCGGCCGAGGAGCUGGCUGCUAAGGCGGCCGAGGCGGCCCGACGUGCCGCUGCUGGUGGGAGCGGGGCUACUGCUGACGCGGCCCCAAAGCCUGCCCUGUCCAAGAAAAAGAGACCGGCCACUGACGGCCAGAAAAAGUUGACCGAGGCCGGCGUGAGCGUCUCUAAGAAGACGAAGAGGGCUCCUUCCCCUUCUCCGGCUAGUGAGGCCGGUAUGCUUACUGUCCCCAGCGUGGGCGAUGGUGGUCCCGUCGUGGACCUUACUGUUGCUGAUGAUGCCGCCCCAGCGCUUCCUCUCGUCCAGGAACCACGGACGCAGAGGGCCGGCAAAGAGUUUGCCGGUGCCACCUAUCAGAAAGUGAUAAAGUACCCCGUCGGCGGGGGCGUGUUUAAUGAGCUCGUCCCCGGCCACGUCGUCCUGGCCAAGGCCAUGCCGGCCAAAGAUCGGGCUCAUUUGAAAAAGCUCGAGGACCCGAAGAUUUAUGAGGGCAGCAUGGAUCUCCUCGUCCAAAGUGCCUUCAUGCUUAUGGAAAGCCACAAGAGGCAGUACUGGGAGAUAGCCCGCCUGCAAGCGCUGGAGCAGAAGGCUGCCUCGGCCGACGAGGCGGUAGCUUGCCUUGACCGGCUCCGGGAGGAUGCCAAGGCGCUGCAGGCCAAAGCUGAUGAAGCCGUCGCGGCCAGGGACGAUGCCCUGGUCAAACUCGAAGAGAGCAAAAGGGAGCUCGCGGAGUCCCACAGGGCGCUUGAGGCCGAGAAGCGCCGGAGCGAGGAGGCCGCCAAGGCGAAGGCUGAGGCCGAGGCCGCCGUCGUGAAGGCUGCCGAUGAGGCCGUCGAGAAGUUCUUGGCGGAGGGGUGGAAGGCCGAUGAGAGGCUCCCCUGGUGCUACGAAGUGGUGGCCGCCAAGCUUGAGAAUUGGGGGAUGAACUCCCCUGCCGGCCGGGAGUAUUUCAGCCGGGAGAUGUCCGUUUAUUACAACCUGGGCCAGGAGCGCAUGCAAAGGCUCCUGUGUCGGCGGCUAUCCCGGGCGUUGAAGGCUAUGAAUUACACGUCUGGAUGGGCUAGACGGAACCUGAAGCUGCCAAAGCUGAUGAAGGAUCCCGAAGAGCAGGCCAAGCUUCCGCUGUCAGAGCGGGAGUCCCCCAUAGAAAGCUCCGACCUCGGCGAGCCGGACUACACUGAAUUUGACUUCUUAGAUGAUGCCACCAGCGCCGCUGCCGGCCAAGAAGCUGAGGACGAAGAGGGAGCUGAUGAGGCCGAUGAGACAGCCGCAGAUGGUGAUGCCCCCGAAGCUUGAUAGACUAUUCAUUUGUAAUUAGCGUUUCAAUAUUUUGCCAAGUGGUGUAACGGCCGUAGUGCCCCCCAAUUGUAAUGAAGUUUAUCAAUUGAAGAAAUUUUUGCUGUCCUUUUCGGCCUUGAAUCCCUUGUGUGCUUGUUUGCUUUGUCAUAACACUUAGGAUUUUGUAUCAAAAAUUUCCCAAGUGUUUUUGGUUCCAUGUAGCUGCUGUCUUUACGGCCUAGUGGCUUGAUCGGCUUGGACGUAGUUUCAUAAUACUUAGGAAUUUCUUCAAAAAAAAUUCUAAGUGUUUUGGGAUCCAUUUAGGUGCUUUCCUUUCGGCCUGGUGGCCUUGUCGGCUUGACCGGUGUUCCUUUGCCAUCGUAACACUUAGGAUUUUUCAAAAAAAAUCCUAAGUGUUUUGGAUUCCUUUUAGGUGCU
Messenger RNA from Cuscuta europaea, 1896 nucleotides. NCBI's taxonomy places the organism in Eukaryota, Viridiplantae, Streptophyta, Magnoliopsida, Solanales, Convolvulaceae. The record is from the annotation of a GenBank genome assembly.